AGUCUGCAGGGUGACGGAAGUAGCCGCCUGCACCAUCAACAGUAAAGUUAUGGGCUUGAUUGAUACUCGGUGUUACUGAAGACGAGGGUUUGGGAACACUUGCCUCCAUGUCAAAACAGACCUGUCCCCGCUGCCAUGUCCACCAUCUCUGUGUCAACAUCCACUUGUUGUGGUGGUGAUGCUGCUGCUACCAUGGCAACUCAGGCAUUGGAGCAGGCUCUUCUGGCCUCAGAUCGUUAUGCCAGGAUCAUCCUGGCCCAGAUGAACAAGAUGCGGCAGCGCACUGACUUCUGUGAUGUUGGGCUGAAGGUCGGCGACCGGGUCUUCAAAGUUCACCGGCUGGUGCUUGCUGCUAGCAGCCCUUACUUCUCCGCCCUGUUUUCAGGCGGGAUGAGGGAGGCAGAUAAAGAGGAGGUUCAGAUCCUUGGAGUGGAAACUGGAGUAUUUGAGAUUCUGCUGGACUUCAUAUACACAGGUGUGAUCAGUGUGACGGUGGAGAACGUGCAGGAGCUGAUGGUGGCGGCAGACAUGCUGCAGCUGAACGAGGUGGUGUCAAUCAGUGGAGAGUUUCUCAAGGGGCACAUGGACCCGUCCAACUGUGUGGGCAUCUUUCAGUUCCUGGAGCAGAUUGCCUGCAUGGAAAUGCUGGAGUUCACUGAGAACUACAUCCAUGUUCACUUUCUGGAGGUGUGCGUCACAGAUGAGUUUAAGGGCCUGACAAAGGAUCAGAUGGUGAGGCUGCUGAGAAGUGAAGAGCUGAGAAUUGAAGAUGAGUACCAGGUUUUUACUGCAGCCAUGGACUGGGUUCUCCAGGAUGUAGCGAAGAGGAAAAAACAUGUGGUAGAGGUGUUGGAACCAGUCCGCUUCCCUCUGCUCUCCCCACAGAGACUCUUCAAGUACAUAGAAGGUGUUACAGACUUCAGCCUGCGGGUGGCACUGCAGACUCUGCUGAAGGAAUACACUGAAGUAGCAAAGUCUCCCAAAGAAAACAAGAUGUACAGUCAGUUACAACCAUCCAAGAUGAGACCAAGAAGGAAAGCCAGGAAAUACCUCUACGCUAUAGGAGGCUUCACUCGGCUGCAGGGCGGUCGCUGGAGUGACAGCCGGGAGUUGAGCUGCGUGGAGCGCUUUGACACCUUUAACCAGUACUGGACCACUGUGUCGUCCCUGCAUCAGGCCAGAAGCGGGCUUGGAGUGGCGGUACUGGAGGGCAUGAUCUAUGUGGUUGGAGGAGAGAAAGACUCAAUGAUAUUUGACUGCACAGAGCGGUACGACCCAGUGACAAAGCAGUGGGCUGCUGUGGCGUCUCUGAACUUCCCCCGCUGUGGUGUUGGUGUCUGCCCCUGCCAUGGAGCUUUGUAUGCACUCGGUGGUUGGAUCGGCUCUGAGAUUGGGAAGACGAUGGAGCGAUACGAUCCAGAGGAGAACAAGUGGGAGGUGAUCGGCAGCAUGGCAGUGCCGCGUUACUACUUUGGCUGCUGUGAGCUACAAGGGUUUAUAUAUGUGAUCGGAGGAAUCAGUGACGAAGGAAUGGAGCUGCGAUCAGCUGAGGUGUAUGACCCCAUCUCCCGUAGGUGGAGCGCGCUGCCCGUCAUGGUCACAAGGCGAGCCUAUGUGGGAGUCGCCUGCCUCAAUAACUGUAUCUACGCAGUGGGCGGCUGGAAUGAGGCGCUGGGUGCACUGGAGACGGUGGAGAAGUACUGUCCAGAAGAGGAGAAAUGGAUGGAGGUGGCGUCUAUGUCUACAGCUCGCGCAGGAGUGUCGGUAUCAGCAGUUAACGGGCUGCUGUACGCCGUCGGGGGGAGAGCCGCCAGCAGAGACUUCUCCGCCCCAGUGACGGUGGACUCUGUUGAGAUCUAUGAUCCUCACUUGGACACGUGGACUGAAGUCGGCAACAUGAUCACCAGUCGCUGUGACGGCGGGCUGGCUGUGCUCUAAAAUAUUUGCAUUCCAAACGUCCAUAUCAGCGCCCAGAUCAUCUGGAAACAGCAUAAAGUGAAGAAAAUGCACCUUAAGAAACACAUAUCUGUGUGUUUCUAUUCCUAAGUUUGCUUUCACAUUUCAAAACUGUUGAAUCUGCUGCCCCUCACACUGUUACAGGACUUGUCUGAGCCUUAUAUUUUAAAUUCACUUGAUAUUUCUACAUUACAAUCAGAGUGUUAGCACUCAUAUUUUCCCAUUUGUGCGUAUUUAAAAAAACAAAAUGAUUCUUGUGAUGAGGAUAUUUUUUCACUGCUGAGGACCCCUUGCUCUGGAUGUACCCGAGAAUUUUCUGAAGAGUCCUGUGGGGACUGUGAACACUGUUUUCGGGAUAAGAUGUGACAGCACUGAUUUGUAGUUUUCCUCUUCUUAUUUACUAAGAAAUGUUUUAAAGGACUGAACUUGGAAUAUUUAUCAAACCACUUGAGCCUACUCAUAAUGGAACCAAAGGUCCAUGAUUUCUGUAAAAAUAACGGUCUACUUGAACAGCACACCACUGAUGUCAAAUCAGUGCAGUUGCAGUAACACAAUGAUCUCCACUGGUUUCUUUUUGUAUAUACGAAACUGUAAGAAAUAAUAGUGCUUCUAAGUUACUAUUUGCUCUUCAAAACCAGCAAGUGAAGCCUGUUCUUUCAUUUCACUCAUCAGAGGCACCAGAAAUAACUACGAUUUACAUUCUACAUACAUUUCAACUUACUGAUGUGUCGAUACAGAACAUGUCGAAAGAUGUGUUACCUUCUUUUUGGGAUGUUGAUGAUGAGUCAAGCAGACCAGCUAGUUUAUUUAUGUGACACUGCAGCGUUAACGCCUUUUUAUUGUUUGCUUCUAAGGCUUCAUAAACUUCAAUUAAGCUUCCAUAUUUGCAUGCUAGGCUCUAAUCAAACUACAUUCCCCCUUUUUCUUCAUUUAAGAGAGCUAAAAUGUAUUCACUUAGUUUUCCUGUAGGAACCGCAGUGUAGAUGAUGUGUGUAAGGUCUGUUAUGACAGAUCAGUCUGGUAUGAUUGCAGUCUUGCAGUCUUGUUUGGGUAAAUAUAGAGAUCUUAACUGUAAACAUCACACUCAGUUUGUACAUGGAAAUGCUUUCUGAGUUGACUGGAUAAGUUGGCAAGAAAAAGGAUUCUGCACAAACAAGAAAACGACAGAACUUGCUGUGUAAGAAUUUCAUUUGAUAUUUUGUGGCUUCUUUUUAAAUAAAAAUUGAACUAAAUAUA
This is a messenger RNA of Labrus mixtus (cuckoo wrasse), 3192 nucleotides long. RefSeq names its product intracisternal A particle-promoted polypeptide (gene klhl27). The transcript has 10 exons. Lineage: Eukaryota; Metazoa; Chordata; Actinopteri; Labriformes; Labridae. The coding region runs from base 136 to 1938 and encodes 600 amino acids. Gene Ontology annotation, molecular function: actin binding. The record is from RefSeq and is a predicted model, not a curated record.